AUGCCAAUGGCCUCAGAAACUAAAGCCUGGGCAUUGUUGGCAAAGCCAAUGUCCCAUGAAAGAAUAAAGGACAAAUGCAAGAAUAUCAAAUUGCAGUUCAUAUACCACAUGGAAAAUGGUGCUGAUUGGUUGGCAACUCGACUCCGAUUAUCUGGUUCUGAUAGCUUGGGAUUUAUUCAUGCAAAUGACAAUGGGGUGUUUUCACCAAGCUGCAAACGACUCAAGAUUGGGAAGGAACCGCAAAAUUAUGUUGAGAUGGUGGAUAACCAAGUGGGAUCUACCCCAAGGCCACUUGAUAUGCCCACAGACAACUUUGUUGAUUCCCCUCAACAGACCAAUGGUUUGGUCAAUCAGAACAGCAUGGAAGCCAAUGUGGACACGAUAUUAGGAGAAGACUAUAGCUUUGAGGAAUCUUCCACAGGUUGUGGUGGUCUGAACAAAACCCAAGUCCUGGCUGAUAACUUGUAUAAAUGUCCUGACUGCAGCUAUACAUCAAAUCAGUUGGGUAAGAUAAAGUGUCAUUUCCUGAUUCAUGAAGGCCAGAAGCCUUUGCAAUGUGACAAUACAUCUGGCCAAUUCGAAACACCUGUUCAAACUCAAACUCCCACUCCGAAAAAGACCAUCAAAUGUAGCUACUGUGACUUUGCUUGUGAUCGUGUGGUAACCCUAACACGGCACAAGAGGAAACACAUGAAAAAUAAGCCUGCAUUAGGAAGAAAGAGCACUGUUUCAAGUAAACUCUUGCGGACAGAAAGUGACCGAUCUACUGUCGGAAGUGAUGAAAAGAAGUUUUACAACUGCUCAUAUUGUAGCUAUACAUCAUCAUUGAUGGGGAACCUGCAGCGCCACAUUCGAAUUCACCUUGGAGAGAAGCCCUUUAAGUGUGACCAGUGCUACUAUGCAACUGGCCAGUCAGGGAACUUGAAGCGCCAUAAGCUAACUCAUACACAGAAAAAGUCUUUCACGUGCAAUCAAUGUGAUUAUGCAUCUGGUCAGAUGGGAAAUCUCAAGCGUCAUAUGCUGAUCCAUACAAGAAAAAAAUCCUUCAAAUGCAGCCAGUGCGACUACACAGGGGAUAGCAUGGCAGAUUUAAUGCGGCACAAGCAAAAUCAUAAAGAUGACAAAAGUUUACUGCGCAAUAAUGAAACUGAUGCAACUGCAAUUAAAGCAAGUGGUGAGGAGAAGCCUUAUAAAUGUUUAUACUGUAGCUAUGCAUCACCUUUGCUUGGAAAUCUCCAACGACACACCCGUAUUCAUCUUGGAGAAAAACCUUUCAAGUGUGACAAAUGUGAUUAUUCCUCCUGUCAAAUGGGGAACCUUAAGCGUCAUUCACUCACACACACGCGGGAAAAAAUGUUCAAAUGCCACCAUUGUGGAUACAGCUGUGGUAAUUUAUUAGACUUAAAACAGCAUAAAGAGACUCACAUCAAAGGAAAGCUUCAACAAGAUGAGGAAAAUAACGUACAGGAUACAUCAAGCGUUACCAAUACAGCCUCAAACCAUACUCCUGAGCAAGUUGCAACAAACAUUGGAGAGGCAAAGCCUUAUAAAUGUUUAUAUUGCGACUAUACGUCACUACUGUUGGGGAAUCUUCAAAGGCACACUCGAAUUCACCUGGGAGAGAAACCCUUCAAAUGUGACCAAUGCGACUAUGCAACUUACCAGUCAGGGCACCUUAAGAGGCACAGACAGACCCACACACACAGAAAAUCGCUCAAAUGUCGCAUAUGUGACUAUGUCUGUAACAACAUGGUAGACCUAAAGCAACACCAGCAAGAACAUACUGAGAAAAACGCAAGUGGAGAAAAGAAGCCUUACAAAUGUACAUACUGUAAUUACGUAUCUUCUUUAUCAGGGAACCUUCAAAGGCACAUUCGGAUUCAUCUGGGAGAAAAGCCCUUCAAAUGUGAUCAGUGUGAGUAUGCAUCGCACCAGUCCGGAAAUCUCAAGCGUCAUGUAUUAACUCAUUCUCGACCCAAGUCAUUUAAAUGUGGCAUCUGCUAUUACACCUGUAGCUCUGUAAUAGAAUUGAAGGAACAUAAGGAGAGUCAUGUCAAGAAAGAAUUGCUGUUGGAAGAUGAUGAGAACGGAAAUGAGAAAACUCAAGAGCUUUACUCCUGCAAGCUGUGUAGCUUUAUCUCAGAGUACCCAGGCCACCUCAUGCGCCACAUGAAAACGCACAAUUCAGAGAAACCCUAUAAGUGUCACUACUGUAACUACGCAACAGUGCAACAGGGUAAUCUUAAACGGCACAUAUUAAUCCAUACUGGGGAAAAGCCCUUCAAAUGCAAUGAGUGUAAUUACACUUGUAGCCGCAUGGAAAAUUUGAAGCGGCACAAGCUAAUUCAUGCAGAGAAAACGUUUUCGGGGGAAGGCGGCAGUUCAGUGAAAUCCGAGAAACCCUAUUGUUGUGUAUUGUGCAAUUUUAAAGCCCAGUACCCAAGUAUACUUGCAAGGCAUGUGAAGACGCAUGCAGAAUCAACGAGGAAAAGCACAGGUAAAAAACCUUUCCGGUGUGAGAAAUGUAUCUACUCUACUAGUAGUGUAAUCAGAUGGAAGGUACACUUGCAGAAUCAUAUGGAUAAUGAAGGGGAGCUACAUUGCAAGGAAGAGAGAGAGUGUGAAAAUGUCCAAAAAUAUUUCUCUUGCAAUCUGUGUGACUUCAUUACGCAACAUCCCAAUGAUUUAAUGGGACAUAUGAAAACACACAGCACAGGCUCAGCGUCCAGUGAUUCCCAGGUGCCUUCCAAAGAGACUGUUGUUGUUCAUCAUAGUAGUGAAAACAUAUUUUCUUGUAAAUUGUGCAGUUUUGUCACCCAAUACCCAAACCACUUCAUAAUGCACAUGAAAACGCACAUGAAAACGCACAGCAACAGCAAAAGUGAAUACCAGUGUUCCCACUGCAACUAUACUACCAAACAAUCUGGAAAUUUCAAACGCCAUAUCCAGGUACACUUAGGUGUCAGGCCAUUUAAAUGCAACAAAUGCAACUACGCAUCCAUUAAUUUUGCAAAUUUGAAGAGGCACUUACAAACGCACUUGAAGCAAGCAUCUAGCCAGUUGGAUUCCUCAUCUUGUCAAAUAGUUGAUCUUGUACAACUGGAGAAUACUAGCAUAAAAAAAGAAAAAGAGAAUGAUUUGUGUUUACAGGAAGAUAAGCUUGAAAAUGAUGUUCCCGAACACGUCUCCUCUCAACCAAGUGGAUCUUUCCACAGUCGUGUUUCAAGGAAUUUGAAACGGAGAAGACCAUAUAAAUGUUCCCAUUGCUAUUAUGAGACUAUAGAGUUGGGGAACCUUAACAGACAUAUCAGGAGCCACAAAGGAGAAAAGCCUUUUAAAUGCAGCCAGUGCAAUUAUGCUUCCACGCAAUUGGUCAAUGUCAAACGACACCUUCGAACACAUGCAGGAAAAGAAUCCUAUCAGUGUACUCAAUGUGCGUUUGUAUCUGAGAGCAAGGCAGCCUUUAAACGCCACACAGACAAUCACCUGGCAAGGAUGGAGAUUAAACAAGAAGUGGAAGAUGGAAAUAGCCUUAGCAAGGAACAGAAAGUCUUCUCUUGCAGAUUGUGUAAUUUUGUCUCGCAGUACCAGAGCAACCUCAUAAGACACAUGAACAUACACAACUACAAAAGGCCAUAUAAAUGUUCACAGUGUAACUAUGUCUCUGCGCAACUGGGCAACCUUAAGCGGCAUAUGAGGAACCAUAUAAAGAAAGAAACUUUCCAGUGUGACCAGUGUAACUACUCAUGUGCUUCUAUGACCAACCUCAAGCGACAUGCCAGAGUUCACACAAUGGACAGAUUAUGUUUCAUUAGAUUUGCUGCUGAAAGGGAAUCACUGACAGUGUCGUGUGUUCUUUCUGUUUUUGCAGACUCCGAGGUUUUGGACUUCCUGCAGAGUGCCGAUGAAGCUGGAAGCCUGCUGGACACAGGGAAUGGAGCGGUGGAAUCUGGCUCAUUCCCAGGACUGUUACUUCCUCUCACUUGCCAGCGGUGUGGCAUGGUGCUGGAUGACUCUGUACGGGCAACUUGUUUGGUCGGCCAGCACUGCCCAAGGUGUGUCUUUGAUGGCUUGAUCCAUGGUUUCGGGGAGGAAGGGGAAGGAGAGGAUUUAGGAGGAGGACAGAACAGCCCAGAAAAAGGUGACAAGGUUUUCCCUUGCAAGCUGUGCACUUUUAUCUCUCAGUAUCCCAAUCACCUGAUGAGGCACAUGAAAACCCACAGUGGUGAAAAACCAUACAAAUGCUCGCAAUGCCAGUACGCUUCAGCUCACCUUGACAAUCUCAAGAGGCAUGUCCGCAUUCAUACUGGUGAGAAGCCCUUCAAGUGUGAUCGGUGCAAUUAUGCCUGUGGCAACCUGGCGAACCUGAAGAGACAUGAACGCAUCCACUCGGGUGACAAACCAUUUAAGUGCCAUAUCUGCAAUUACAGCUGUAACCAGAGCAUGAAUCUCAAACGCCACAUGCUGAGGCACACUGGAGAGAAGCCGUUCAAAUGUCCCCAGUGUGAGUACACCACUGGACAUUGGGACAACUACAAAAGGCACCAGAAGACACAUGGAUGGAUGGAUGGAUCCCAGAAGGACUUCCAGGAACAAAGACAAGAAUCAGGCAUGACAGGCUUGAGGAACAUGGAUUGAUUACUCUUUGUCAGGAUGUUUUGUCAACAACUGGAACCUAUAUCAGUGCUACACAAAUGGUUGAAUUCCAUUUUUAUUGGACUUCUAUUGUGAGUUUUUUUUCUAAGCAAAAGUCUGAUUCGUACAUACCACAUGAGCCUCAGGAAUACUUGACUUAUAAUCAAACCCGUCUCACAACAUGCGCUUCUUGACAGUACGCCGAAGCAUGACAUCCUGCACCAAACCCUGCUCGUGUUACUAGAAUCAUAGAGUCAUACAGCAUGGAAACAGGCCCUUCAGUCUAAUCAGUCCAUGCCGAUCAUAAUCCCAAACUA
This is a messenger RNA of Chiloscyllium plagiosum (whitespotted bambooshark), 4952 nucleotides long. The record is from RefSeq and is a predicted model, not a curated record. NCBI's taxonomy places the organism in Eukaryota, Metazoa, Chordata, Chondrichthyes, Orectolobiformes, Hemiscylliidae.